Molecule: messenger RNA, 570 nt
Organism: Bursaphelenchus okinawaensis
Lineage: Eukaryota; Metazoa; Nematoda; Chromadorea; Rhabditida; Aphelenchoididae
Source: the annotation of a GenBank genome assembly
AUGUCUGCAGUGUGCCCAUUGACUAACCCACUUACCAUGCCUGUUAUCCGCUCGUUGACUGAAACCACCACCAGAAUCCCGGCGUUAAGCCAGACGUUGCGCACGAUCGUCGUGGAGUCUACCACAACCACCGUCAGUACUCAGAAGGUCGUGGAUGAGGCCAUCAGGCACGGAGCGCGGCACGUGUUGGCUGGUGCUGGAAUGAGCCCGAUUGGCUGGGUUCUGAUGUUCUUGUUGUCUGUGCUCGCCGUUUUCUGUCUUCUCAUUGGUGCCUACGCCUUGUAUGACGAAAAGUGCCGUAGUAACGAUGUUAUGAGUAAGUUUGUUAUGUGUAAUAAAAUGUUUUGUAACAUAAGUCUGUUGAAAAUAUGUAUAUUUUUAAAGGGGUAAGUUCUUAAAUAAGUUAAAAUUUUUUAUUUGAGUUUUCUUAUAUCAAGUUAUCGGUUUUUAAUGCUAAUAAUUGUUAGUUUAGAGCAGAACGUGAGCGUUCAGACCAGCACCGAGUCCGGUCCAUUCCGCAACAACCCCAACAUGAACCGCCGCCGGAAUCUUCAGAGCAGCCACGUCUAG